Girardinichthys multiradiatus is the source of this 3070-nucleotide messenger RNA. It is a transcript of the gene vstm4b, whose product is annotated as V-set and transmembrane domain containing 4b. The record is from RefSeq and is a predicted model, not a curated record. Bases 631 to 1419 code for a protein of 262 amino acids. The transcript has 8 exons. NCBI's taxonomy places the organism in Eukaryota, Metazoa, Chordata, Actinopteri, Cyprinodontiformes, Goodeidae.
AGAGUGAAAAAGGAAGUCCACUGGUGAGUAAUGACAAACUCACCUUUUAGUUUUGAACCAGUUUCAGUGAAAACAAUAUGGAUGUUUUUUUUUUUCUUUUUUGCACAGAAACCUCUAUUUGAAAUCAGGAUGUGAGGGGGGAUGUGAAGAAAUUCCAGAAUACCAAGGCCAUAUUUUUUUGACCAGUGCCCUGCAAAAAUAUUUACACCCCUUAAGCUUUAUCAUAUUUGGUCACUGCGAUCAAAACUUUCAAUGACUUUUAUAUUUAUGCAUUUUAUUUUAUCUUUUAGACCAACACAAAGUAGUGCAUAAUCGUGAAGUAGAAAGAAAAUGAUUCAUGUGUUGAUGGCAUAACCAUUCUAUGAGGAGCUUUAUUUCAGCAGGGGUAAAAAAACUGGUCAGAUAUCAUGGAAAGAUAUAUGGAGUUAAAAACAAGGAAAUCCUGGAAGAAAACAACUUAGAGGCUGAAAAAGACUUGAAACCAGAGGUUCCCCAUUCAAUUUUUGCCUGGCCAUCAACGCCACCAUCACUCCCUCACCCUUCACGGUUGCCCAGGAGGGUCAGAACAUUACUCUCACCUGUGUCAUAUCUCAGAGACGGCGCAACACUGCCUUACCCGUCCUUAAAUGGAUGUUUCUACCAGCAGGCACAGAUCGGCCCAAGGACGAACUCCUAAUCGCCCGGAUCAACAUGCAAAAAGCUCGCUUCUACGGAAACUACACAAAGAGUUUCCCCUUGCCAAAGUUUAAGCUAACAGUGGUGAAGCAGGGGAAGAUUUUUGAGCUGCUCAUCCAGAAUGUGUCUGAGGGGGACCGAGGACUCUACAUGUGUCGAGUGCAGGAGUUCAAGAAGCACCAGGACCGCUGGAAGGCCUCAACCAAUUACACCGCUGCUACUGAGCUCAGAGUACAUGUUCAGCCGACCACCGAGUCCAAAGAAAGCCUGUGGAGUUUGUUUGAAGAUGUGUACCUGUGUGCAGUGCUGAUCUGCUCUGUGGGUCUGCUGUGCAUGUGUAUGUUCACUGUGACCAUAACCUGCCAAUUCAUACAGAGGAAACAGAGGCUAAAAGAUCAGUACCUCUUGGUUAAAAGCUCUCAGAACAGCUCAGGCGAGACAGUCACCAGCAUAGUCAGUGUUUCUCCUGCUCUUCCUAAGAAGGAGAGGAGAUACAGAAAGAAAAGGAGCAGAGAAUACCAGGAGGAAAAACCACCAAAGAUACCAGCAAAAGCCCCCAUUGAAGACAAAACUCGGAAACCCAAACUUUUAAGACCUCAACCAAGGAAAGUAGUGCUGCCCAGGAUAGUAGAGGAGAAUCUGACAUAUGCGGAACUGGAUCUAGUGAAGCCCAUCCCAGAGACAAAAGCAUCACGGGGCGGGACUGUGUAUGCUCAGAUACUGUUUGAGGAGCAGCAGCUUUGAGACAGACCGCUAAAAACUGUGCCUUGUAUAAAAACUGUCUAUUUAUACUCUGUUUUGUACUGUUUUGUGAAGAAUGGUUUGCAGUGGAGAGAAAUGUUAAUUAUUUUGAUAUAAUGACAACUUGUACAUGUGGUUUUAUGGAAUUUUGUAUAGUUUUCUCAUAUGAUAACAGCAUACAAUGUGACAUCUUACAUUUGUUUACUUAGUUUUAUAUUGGAAUAUUUGUAUUUAAUGUGGUUAAUUCCUGUGUAGCCAAAACUAACAACCCAGUAGAUGAUAUUUAAGCUUGAUUUAGUUCACAUUGCAUUCAUAAAGGAGCUUUAAAUAUCCUAAAAUCUACAAAAGAUAUUGACUAAUGAACAGUUACAGAGAAAUUAACUCUGGCAUUAAUAUGAGAUCCCAAAAUCUAGAUUAUACUCCCAAGAAUAAGCAGGCCAAGCCCCUCUUCACUCACAUCAACCACCAGGUGCUGUCCAGAAUAACAACUCCCUUUCCUGGUCUAAGGUGAACUGACUUCCUUAACCAAGACGAACUUCAUCUAUUGUUCAUCUAUUCAUCUAUGGUGAUACAUCUAGUCCAAUAAACUGCUAUCACUCUGUUUAUAAUGGACCUUCAACAGCUUUUGACAACAAAGCCCCAAAAAACCACUGUGUUACCGUGGUGAUUCUUUAAAUGAUGGAAAGGAUGGAUUGUUCCUUUUGGGUUCGGGGUCAGUCUAUGCUGUGGAGGAGUAUCUUGCUGUUUUGCUCACAAGGAUUGAACGAGUGAUGGAUGGAUUGGGGUCUCGUCUGCUUUCACGGCAAUUUGUUGUGGUGAAGAAAGAACUAAGCCAAAAAAUAAGCUUGCAAGUUAUUGACCUUUUAUGUUUCAACCCUCAUCAGUAGUCAUACAGUAAGAUACAGACCCUGACCAAAGGAAGGAGAUCAAGGUUAUGGUCGACUAAAAUGACCUUCCUGCAUCGGUCCGCCAGGGUGUUAAAAUGUUUCAAAAGUUUACCCCUACUUCGUGAGGUGCUUUCCAGUUGCAGUUAGCCUGAUUCAUCUGUUUAUAUUUUUCCUUAAGGACCUCCCUCCCUCCCCAGGGGUACACUGUUUAAAAUUAAAUAAUAACACAGUAAAAGAUAGGACAACAACAUUUUAUAAGCACACUGCGACCAACAACAACAAAGUUUCCACCAGCAGUUUGUAGUUCUAAAACUGGUCAAACCAGAACUCAAAUAUUCUACACAUCUCUGAAUGAGUUACAAAAUUACUGACAUGUCAUGAUCAUGAGCUAAUCCAUUUUCAAAUGGCAUUUCAUUCUAAUGGGUUCACAGCACUAUUAACUUCAAAGCACCUGUGUUCAGCCUGUUUCUGUCUGUCACGCUGCAAUUUAUUAUGACCACAGAGUUGAUGCAAAGCAGCAAUUAGACCCCGACCUAUUACAUGGGCAAGUAUGAGGCCAUGCAAGUACUUCCAUCUGGUGACAACGUCACCCAUGGGACUCUGUGCAACACACACACACAUUUAUACAUGCAUGGGAAACGAGGUUGAAGUUACAAGAAAGCUAAAACAAUGUCACAAGAAAAAAACACAACUGAUUUUUGAAUAAAUAUACAUUAAGAACUGUGUUUUCACCAUUUGGCAUAAAUAUAAGUCGGAAUUAGUUUGAA